GAAAAACCAUACCCAUACCAUAAUUCCCCUUUUUACCAUUAAAAAGGAUUGGCUGUGAUCACUAGCCAAUUAUAAACAAUCCCAUUUAAAUGAAAACAAAGAUUGUGGUACUUUAUAGACUUAGGAUUGUUUUGUCUAUUUCUGGGAAGAAUGUCAUUGGAAUGCUUGAUUUCUUUUUUAAAAAUACAUCUUUGUUUUAAUUUACUGCUGCUACUUAAAAAAAAGUCACCACAAGCUUAAUGACUUGAAGCUGCAUGCUUGUGCUAUUUCCUGGUUCAGGGUGGCUCACCUGGGUCCUCUGCAGAAGCCCAGUCAGGAUUUCGAGCCACGGUGGGCUCUUUCCUAGAGGCCCCAAAGCCACAUGUUCUCCCAGCCUCCUCCAGGUACUGACAUGAAACCAGAGCAUCUGUCCCCUGGUCUGCAGGGCACCUGCUCCUUAAAGCAACCUUAGGACUGCCCUCAUUUCCUUCAUGGCCAUCUGCUUCUAGAAGGUGCAUACAUUCCUCCCACUUUCCACAUGGCCUGCGUCCAGCACUGCUGGAUUGUGUCCUUCUCAGACAUUGAACCUCAAAACCCUUCCUGCCACAGCUUUCUUGCCCCAGCCAGAGAAGACCCAUUACUUUGAAAGAGCUCUUGUAUUUAGAACAGCCCUACCCAGAUGUACAAGGUGGCCUCCCUGCUUUGGAGAUCUGCAAUCUGUUCUUCUGCUACGUAACAGAGUGUAACCAGAGGUUGCACCAUUACAGUGUUGGAAUCUGUUGGAGCCGUCCUGUUUAUUGGCUUAUAAGGAAGCAUAUUUGUCUACAAUAAGAAGGUUAGAUUUUGUAUAACUAUCACUAUAGGCCCUUGCACACAUGCUCAAAUUCCUUGUACUUAUACAGGCCAACUACUAUCUUCUCUGUGGUCUGCCCUCUCAAGCCUAGAAGGGCAUGUCUCAAAACAGCUUGGUGCCCAGACUGUUGAUAUCUACAGAUCUCUUUGACAGAUAAACCAGUCUGUGUGUGGUUUACACUGUUUAGAAUUGUUGCUGACAGUUUAUAAAAGAAAGUGAAAUCUCAACCAGUCCAGCCUCCUUGUCUUUUAGCUUCAGUUAUGGUGAAGUCAUUUUCACCUGUGGAAGACCUCAAACCAGAAUGUGAGAGUGCUUAUCUAAAAUGCAAAAAUGUCUUUGUUUCUUGGUUAGAAUUCCUUUGCUUUUUUAAUUGGGGUGGGGUCCUGUGUUGUGUAUAUAUGUGUGUUCCAGCAUAUCUAACAGGUGGGUACAUUUGCAGGCCCAUGUGGUGUCCAGAGGGUGUCUUCCUCCAUCACUCACCAUCUGAGUUUUGUUUUUGUUUUUGUUGAGCUAAAGUCUUGUGUGUGAACCUGGGAGCUUUUGGUUUCACUGACUGGUUAGUGACCCUGAGGGUACACCUGCCUCUGCUUUUCCAACAAUGAGGUGUCAAACAUGCUCUCACACCAAGAUUUUAUGUAAGUGCUGGCCAUCUGAACGCAGACCCUCAUGCUUGAACUAUAGCACUUUAUUGGUAGAGACAUCUCCCCAAUCCCUUUAAAGGUCCUUUCUAAUAUCCAUCAUGGAAUGGCGGCUCUAGCUUGAGUCCAGCAUUACUCACAAAGCUAAGUUAUGAGAACAACCCAAAUAUUCAUCUGUGAAUGUAUUGAUAAAAUGAUAGUGUUUGUACAGUGGAACAUACUUGGACAUAGAAAUGAAAGGAAUAUUAGAUGAGCCUUAAAACCUGCUGAACAUAGGAAAGAAAUCCAGCUUUUAUAAAUUGCCACAUUUAUGAUUCUUUCAUGUGAAAUCUCUACAAAGGGAUAUGUAUAGAAAUAGAAGGGGAUUGUGAUUGUUUGGGGGUGCAAGAAUGGAAGAUGGGAGGUAUGGGUUUGUGUUUAUGAUUUAAGUUUUUACAGUUAACAUAUUCGUGAAUAUGUGCUCAAUUUAAGUAGAUGCAUUGUAUGGUAUGAAAAGUGUAUCUCAAAAAGGAAUGAUUUUAGAUAAUUUAAGACUAAACUAGAAAGAAAAUAAAAAUGAACAAACCCCAAACUUAUUAAAGUAAAAAGGACACAAGUCUUAAAGUUAAGAUUUAAAAAGUCAAAGGAGGAACAGUAAACAAUGUAGACAAUGAGGAGUGUCUACCAGAGCGUGACGGCCAUCAUUUAAAGGAAAGAAAAAGUAGUUAAAAACUACAUACUGCAAGAAAAAACUCCCUUAAAUUAACAGGAAUACUGAAAUGAACGGUGAAAGACCAACACCAAGGUGACUUCAGGAGAAUGAUUGAACCUUGCAAAGCUUUAAUCAUCUAGAGAAAUAAAAAUAAGCCUUAAAGCUCAUGACUUGAGGCAAAAGAAAUGGGGUCAUCAUGGGGCUCUUCAGUAACCUGGCUGAGUGUUGUAAGGUGCUGCAGGGCGGGGUCUGGUCUGCAUGAAAAGCAUUCACCUAGCAUGGACAAGGCUGUGCUUCGUUUCAUUCCAGCACCGCAUAGCCACAACAACAAAACAGCAGCAGGAAACCACUUUUGAAAAAAGGAGAUUUACCCUUAAGAGCCACAGGAAAAUGCUUACUUUUUAGUGGAAAAGCUUGAGUGGGUGAACAUGAAGAAACCCUGUUGCCAGAGGCCUCACCUAAGGCAUCUACAAAGGAUAGGACUGGACACAGACUAAGGCAUUUAUAUACAGGCUGUGGGGUCCAUUAACCCUGUGGGGCCGAGACUAGAUGAAGGUUAAAGGAGAAAGACUCCAGACACAAGCUAGGACACGGGAGGGUAACCUAAACAUGAGCUUGGAACUGGGGUACGUAGCUUAGUUGGUAGAGUGCCUGCCUAGCAGAUGUAAGCCCCUGGGUUCCAUUCCCAGAAGUAAUGAAAUUGUAUGCAUGGUUACACAGGAGCUGGAGGCAGGAGCAUCAAUGUCAUCCCUUACUACAUAGAGAGAUCAAGGCCUCAUAUCUCAUCCCAUCAAACAAGCCAAGGAACAGUGCCUUAAAAAGACACUGCCAUCCCUGUGGUAGUUAUUUUAAUACUGUGAUUUUAAGGAUAUUGAAUAAAACAAAUUGGGACUUUUGUUUUUAAUGCCUUUUAGUCCUCAGCCUCUCUCUACUUCUCAUUUAAAUUCCUUUGUGGUGAUGUGGAUUAAAACUAGUUCUGGGGACUCACAUGUACUGCUGCUGCUCCUCACUGAGAGUGAUGGCAGCAGAGGCCUCGACAGCUGGGCUCAUCGCAUCUUGCUCCCACAUAGUGGGGAGUAAGAGUGGGCCGCUGGAUGCUUCGGAGUGCCAGUGCACUCGGUGUGGAAGAACGGUGUUCGUUGCCUCCGGUCACCACCGUGAGCUUCAGUGUGGACAUGCCUUUUGUGAACAGUGCCUAUUAGUAACUCAGGAGUAUACCUCAAGCAACUGCCCUGAUUGUGAGGGUCAUACAAUUGUCAGUAAGAAUCAAGGUCACUACUCAAUAGUAAAGAAAGAAGAUUCUUCUCUGGAAGCAUUGCAACAUAAAACAGUAAAGAACUGGUCUUCAGACAUUAAAAAGACAGUGGACCAGCUAAUUGUUGAUUUGGAACAUUCAUCCUCCAUACACAGGACUGUUUCAAGCCCAUCAGCUAUAAUGUUGGAGACAGAAGAAAUUGAUGGAGCAUUGAAGAUAGCAGGCUAUAAUUUUGAACAAUUAAGUAAUGCUAUAAAAGUAAGCAUUUUGAAUAAUUCUACCAGGAGGUAAAGCAUGGCCUCUUUGUGAAAACAACACAUCUUAAUAAACAUUAUUAUAGUAAAAUUACAAAUAAAACAUCAUGCAUCAAAAUUCA
Mesocricetus auratus (golden hamster) is the source of this 3792-nucleotide messenger RNA. RefSeq names its product RING finger protein 17-like. The record is from RefSeq and is a predicted model, not a curated record. The transcript has a single exon. Lineage: Eukaryota; Metazoa; Chordata; Mammalia; Rodentia; Cricetidae. The coding region runs from base 3150 to 3707 and encodes 185 amino acids.